This is a messenger RNA of Mycosarcoma maydis (corn smut), 1530 nucleotides long. RefSeq lists its product as uncharacterized. The record is from RefSeq and is a predicted model, not a curated record. NCBI's taxonomy places the organism in Eukaryota, Fungi, Basidiomycota, Ustilaginomycetes, Ustilaginales. Gene Ontology annotation, molecular function: DNA-binding transcription factor activity, RNA polymerase II-specific; RNA polymerase II cis-regulatory region sequence-specific DNA binding. Bases 1 to 1530 code for a protein of 509 amino acids. The transcript has a single exon. Gene Ontology annotation, biological process: regulation of transcription by RNA polymerase II.
AUGGAGGAACAACUUUUCAGUCCUAGCGCUGCUGCCCAGCUUUUCGAUCUGCCUCCUUCCUCGAGCAGUCUCUUCGGAUUUUCGCCUUCCAUCGACUCCACCAGCUCCCUGCCUCUCACCUUUAACGAAACUCUCGAAACGUCCGCCUUCAUGCUCGAGGUCCAGCGCAAGCGCGCCGACACCGUCACCACGCUCAAGCCCGACUUUGAUUUCAAGGAUGACUUUGGCUUCGACAACUCCGAUUUCCUCAACGACAUCCCCCAACGUCCGCGUGCCGCUCAGCGCCUCUCGCUUACCCCGUCCAUCGCCAGCUCUGCUGCCUCCACCGCUUCCGAGUACGAUGACAGCUGCUUUGACAGCGAGGCUGACCUGAGCAACGCUGCCUCCCCCGCUACUGACGAGGCAUGCACUGCGUCUUGGGGCGACUCUUCGCUUCAGGCUCUCGACGUCUCGGCCUCGAUCCAGUCCGCUUUCGACCGCAUCAAGUUUCACUCUCCCAGUGGAGACUCCAAGGACGCCACCAUCCGCGCCAGUAGCUUUCACCCAACCGUCGAUUUCAGCUUCCACGAUUUCAUUGAGGAUGCCGAUCAAGGUGCACAGAGGCUCGCUCCUUCUGCCAUGGACGACAUUCAAGCCACCAACAACGUCCACACCUUUGUUACUGCUCAAGUCCCCAUCUCGCCUCUGAACCUCAGCGACGCUUCUACGGACGGCGGUCACGGUCACGUCAGAUGCAGCGGUAGCGAGUCCUGCCUCGGCAUUCUCGAAGGCGCCGACGUUGGCGCUGUCCCCAUGCCCAUCCAUCCUUACCCCGUCAACUCGUACUUUGGCAAUGUGGGCCCUUACCCCAUGGUCUUCUCCCAGAGCGCCCCUGAUGCCUCGUGCUUCCCCCCACACGGCUCGCCUUGCCCGUCUUCGCCCAGCAGCGCCCGUAGCUCAUCUCCCUAUCCUCGCUUUGGUAUGGCGGGCGCUCUUCCCUCGGUGCUCGCCUCGCCCUCUUCGCGCCAAAUUCAGGUCCAGCAUGUGCCGACCCAAGCUUCCGGCCUGGCCUUGCUGCCCAAGGGCAUGAGCCUCUACAGCCACUUUGCUCACCUUACCAACCCAUAUGCCGGCCUCAUCACCAAGCGCUCCCGCGGCCGUCGUGUUCCCAACAAGCCCGAGGAGAUGAACAAUCUCGGCAAGAGUGGCAAAGUUUACACGUGCAAGGUGCCUGGCUGUGGCAAGUGUUUCAAGCGCAGCGAACAUCUCAAGCGCCAUGUUCGCUCGAUCCACACCGACGAGAAGCCUUUCCUCUGCCCUUACCCUUCGUGCAACAAGCGCUUUAGCCGACACGACAACCUCAACCAGCACGCUCGCGUCCACACCUCGAUGGGCGGCGGCGCUGCUGCUGGCGAAGAUUACGAUGCUUCAUCGGUACACCCCAUGUCGCACCUCAACGCUCCCCUUGCCCACACAAUGGUCCUCACUGCGCCUCCCAAAGGUGGUAUCUCGAUCGCAUCUGGCGCGAGUCACCAGAUCAAGCAAGAGUAG